GCCCGCGCGCCCGAGAGCGCGAUGACAAUCCGACGCGAGCGACGAUAAGAGCGGAUAUCCCUAUACGUUAAAUACAUACAGUGUGCGCAAUUUUUUUCGUUCAGUCCGUUCGUUGAUCUCGUUGAUUUUGUAUUUCAAACUGGACAUUUUGGUGGUCCCUCGUUCUGUGUAAAAUGAUGGAGGUGCAGCAAGUAUCUGGUGUCGGGCCAUUGGACUUUUCGCGGCGCGGCGUCGCCGAGGCCUCGGCCUUCAGGCUCGUCAAGCCCAAGCAGCUCGCGAGCUUGCAAGCUCACCCGCAGGACGUGAUCGCGGCCUCCAACUGUCAUCAGAAGCAGCAGCAGCAGCAGCAACAGCAGCAACAACAGCAGCAGCAGCCAGAGACGAACAAUAACGAGAAUACGAGCUUGUUGCAGGUGGUCGACGGAGGCACGAGAUUGCAAGCUUCCGACGCAGAGGGCUGCGACGUGCGAUUGAUGUUUCCAAGAUUAUGGGCGCCCUUCAUCAACGCCAACGACGCCGUCACAAAUCUGUCACCUUUUCCAAAAUCAGAUCCAGAUCGCCUGUCGUUCGGAGUCGGAAGACUGGUCGGUUCGCCGCUGUCGAGAAGUCCUCGGAGGUCGCUGUCGCACUCGCCAUGUCCGGACUCGCCGCGCACCGAUCACCAGGACACCGAGGUGGACGUCGACGACGAGGAGAUCGAUGUCGACGUCGAGGAAGUCGGUGACGAGGACGAGCGCGAAGGUUCCAGCCCGCCGAGAUCGGCCUCUCCGCCCUCGCCGCCUGCGCUCACGAGAAGCACCUCGACCAACCCACCUAGAAGAUCGGGAGACAGUUUCAGCGUGAGCGCCCUGCUGAGGCCGGAUCCGCCGUCGGCCCACUGCCAGCAGAGCAGCAACGUCAGUCCGGGCCUGGUGUACUCGCCCCUGAAUCUGCAGAGCGGCCUGGCCCACGCGCACCAUCCGCUCUCGUAUCUGCACCCGCAGCUGCUGCCCCAGCACCUGAUACCGCCGCACCUGCACCCGCUGCUCAGGGGCGUGCAUCAUCCCGGCCAGGCUCAUCCGGGCCUGCACCCGACGGCCCACGGGCCCCACGGUCUGCACCAUCCCCAUCCGCUGGGCGACGUCUACAGCUGCGUCAAGUGCGACAAGAUGUUCAGCACGCCCCACGGCCUCGAAGUGCACGCGAGGCGAUCUCACAACGGCAAGCGUCCGUUCGCCUGCGAGCUGUGCAACAAGACGUUCGGCCACGAGAUCAGCCUGACGCAGCAUCGGGCCGUCCACUCGGCCGAGAAGGUCUUCGAGUGCAAGCAGUGCGGCAAGGCGUUCAAGCGCUCGAGCACCCUGAGUACUCACCUGCUCAUACACUCGGACACGAGGCCCUACCCCUGCCAGUUCUGCGGCAAGCGCUUCCACCAGAAGAGCGACAUGAAGAAGCACACCUACAUCCACACCGGCGAAAAACCGCACAAGUGUCAAGUGUGCGGCAAGGCUUUCUCCCAAAGCAGCAAUCUCAUAACGCACUCGCGCAAGCACACCGGCUACAAGCCCUUCGCCUGCGAGCUCUGCGGACGGGCCUUCCAGCGCAAGGUCGAUCUGCGCAGGCAUCGGGAGACUCAGCACGCCGACAUCGCCGGGCCGCCGCCGCCUCCGACGAGCAGCGGAGUCAGCGGCGCGAGCUCCGGACCUAACAGCGUGCACCGUGUGGCCGCGGCGACGGCGGCCAUGACUCCGCUGGAGAAUCCUGACGUAGCCAGAGCUCGCCGUUGGUGCGGUGGCAAGCGUAGCUGCAUUGCACAGACUUGCUAUAGGUAUAUAGCAGCAGCGCCGGCUCGUUGCGAACAGGCACAUGGAUCGGACAGUUAUUGCAUUCUGGGCAAGAUUAAUAGCUUUUGGCAAGGUACGCAGGCGCGCGAGAGCGAGCAACAGUACCCGAACGAUUAA
Molecule: messenger RNA, 1940 nt
Organism: Trichogramma pretiosum
Lineage: Eukaryota; Metazoa; Arthropoda; Insecta; Hymenoptera; Trichogrammatidae
Product: zinc finger protein Gfi-1b-like
Exons: 7
Coding region: 174-1940 (588 amino acids)
Biological process (GO): regulation of transcription by RNA polymerase II
Molecular function (GO): DNA-binding transcription factor activity; RNA polymerase II cis-regulatory region sequence-specific DNA binding
Source: RefSeq, a predicted model, not a curated record